Molecule: messenger RNA, 2496 nt
Organism: Leptinotarsa decemlineata (Colorado potato beetle)
Lineage: Eukaryota; Metazoa; Arthropoda; Insecta; Coleoptera; Chrysomelidae
Gene: TBC1D16
Product: TBC1 domain family member 16
Biological process (GO): activation of GTPase activity
Cellular component (GO): early endosome
Molecular function (GO): GTPase activator activity
Source: RefSeq, a predicted model, not a curated record
GUAUAGAAGAAAAUCUACCAUAUCGUCACUUCAUGGUAUGUAGACCAGAAGUAUCAGUAUUAGAGUUGCACCCAGAGGAAGGUCAAGUGCCUAAGUUGACUGAAGACUUAUUCAGGAGUUUAUUCAAUGAAGUGGGGCAGCUGGAAGACGACCUAACUCUGAAGUACAUUAAGAAAAAAUUUAUAGGAUUUAAAAAUUAUUAUUAUUCAGAAUACGAAGAGAUUAACAGGAGACGUUUCGAUCUUAACGAGAACCAAUUGAAUCAUUUCAGGAGAAAGAUUCAGAGCGUUGUUGAAAAAGACGUCGUUAGAACUGAUAGAGGAAAUCCGUUUUUUGCUGGAGACAAUAACCCAAACAUUGCUAUAAUGAAGAAUAUUCUACUUAAUUAUGCCGUUUAUAAUCCAGGAUUGGGAUACACACAAGGCAUGAGUGAUCUGUUAUCCCCUGUGCUAUAUGAGCUCCAAGACGAAGUAGCAGCCUUCUGGUGCUUUGUAGGCCUGAUGCAAAGGGCUGUAUUCGUAGCCACCCCUACAGAUAGGGACAUGGACAGGUGUCUGCGUUACUUGCGUGAGUUGAUCAGACUGAUGGUCCCCAAGUUUCACGAGCACUUGAAGAAACACAAAGAUGCCACCGAGCUUCUUUUUUGCCACAGGUGGAUUCUAUUGUGCUUCAAGAGAGAGUUUACCGAGGCUGUAGCCUUGAGGAUGUGGGAGGCUUGCUGGGCGAAUUAUUUAACAGAUUAUUUCCAUUUGUUCCUUUGUUUAGCCAUAAUUUCUGUUUAUGCCGAUGACGUGAUUGCUCAAGAUCUUCGGUCUGAUGAAAUGUUGCUACAUUUCAGUUCCCUAGCUAUGUACAUGGAUGGUCAACUAAUUGCUAGGAAGGCAAGAGGACUGCUGCAUCAGUACAGACAAAUGCGAGAAAUACCUUGCACUUUAUCAGGUUUAUGCACCAGAUGCGGUCCUGGUAUCUGGGACAGCUCACACAGUCCUCGAAUCUACUGCGUAGGUCAUGAAAAAGAAGGGUACAGCAACGUUUGUGCGUACUGAACGAACUGUUGAAUAGAUUUGUCAAAGAAAUCAAUCACUAUAUUUCUUUGUUUCUUGAGUUACAGUGUGUCACUUAAGAGCGGUCAGAAAGGAUAAUUCAUGGACUUACUCAACUUCUACUAAAUUAUUGAACUCGCUAAGAACCAUAUUGUGUGAUGCCUGUAUAGAUCAUUAUCAAUAAUGAGUUUUAUACCGUUCAAUCAUUUGUGACUGUACGAUAAUGCAUUGAAAAAUUCUUAGCCAGCUGUAGCAGCAAAUACAGUUUGGAACAUUAUAUUUUCCUCAUGAACACCUCUAGACGUUUUUCUUCGCCAUGCAAACCAGCCCUCCAUAUCUUUCAUCAUCUUUUCGUUGGGAGAAAAUUUACGACCUCUUAGAUUUUUUUACACUUGAGGAAAAAUUGAUAGUUGAAUAGAGCUAGAUCUUGUGGAUGAGGUGGAUGCAUGUUGCCGUGCACACGAAUUGUCUAGGCUAAGUAGAUAUCAAUACAUCCUCGUACCACUCACAACAAGAGAUAACAGUUUAAUGGAAUUUGAAUGCUAUUUAAGGCACACAAGGACAAAUAUAUAUAAGGUGUGUUCGUAUUUAUUUUCAAUUUCCAAAUUUAUAUUUUGCUGGCUACUAAUUCAUAACAACCAAUUGAGUUGGUCAAACAGCUCGUUCCAAAUCAGACAUAAUAUACUUUCAAUGUGUCUUAAUUUUUUCAGAAUGUUUUAUAGGCAAUAGCACAACAGACUCCUCGGCAGCUCAAGGGAAAUGCUGUAGGGAGUGGCUUCGGCAAUUCUUUUUAGAUUUACUAACAAUGGAUGGGAGAAGAAAUUAUUGUAAAUCCAUGAUUGAACUGAAUUUCACAAAUUUAUGUUAUAGAGUUCAAAAAUUCAAGUCAUUAUGACUUGCAGUAUUAAGGAAGCGUUCCGAAGUUGACUGUUGCUUUUGUAAAAAAGUUGUUGAGAGAUAUAAUAUUCGCAUUGUACAUUUGUUGGACAAAUUGUAAAAACAUAUAGUAUUAUAAGUUAUUAUACAAAAAAUCCCCUCAGGGCGUUGGUGUUUUACCUAUUAGUUCAAAAUUCAAUGGAGUUAUGUAUUUGACAGAUUUAAUAUUUCGCUUUGAAUAAGAAAACACAUUUCUUAGUGUUCCUUGUCUCGGAACUUUGGAACCAAAAUUAGCAGUAUUUUCAAAAACCUUGCACUUUUUGAAUUAGUUUCAUUACAAUUAGAUGGAAUAUGACAUCUUUUGGUAGAAAAUAGUUGUUGAAAAAAUUAUUUUACUCACCAUGAUGCGCAAAUAUACAGGACUAUUCAAAUUCGAGUCUUUGCUUGGCCAUCUUGUACAUGGAAAAAUACAGAGAUUCGGUUGAAUUGUGGUGAAAUUGCCUAUUUAGAGUGUCAUCUAAUGUUAUCAAAAAAUAUAUGGAAAAACCCGAAAAAUUCAAAACUAUGUUUUUCAGAA